Aspergillus fijiensis CBS 313.89 is the source of this 901-nucleotide messenger RNA. RefSeq names its product O-methyltransferase. Bases 13 to 708 code for a protein of 231 amino acids. Gene Ontology annotation, molecular function: O-methyltransferase activity. The record is from RefSeq and is a predicted model, not a curated record. NCBI's taxonomy places the organism in Eukaryota, Fungi, Ascomycota, Eurotiomycetes, Eurotiales, Aspergillaceae. The transcript has 2 exons.
CUUGUUACUUGAAUGCUAAUCAUGGCUUCCCAAGCGAGCAAUCACCCACUUAAACAUGUCUCCCCACACAUAUUGUCGCUGCUUUCCAGACUACACAAUAAUUCCGCCGCACAGGAAGCCCACAUGACUUGGGAUGACUUCGAACCCGAAAGCGUCGAUCAGAAAAUGCGAGACAAGUUCGUUGCCAUCGAACAAGAUAAAGCCUUCUUUCUCUACCAAAUGGGCCUUGCAACUGGCGCUAAGACUAUAGUCGAGGCUGGCACAUCCUACGGGGUGAGCACCAUCUAUCUCGCCCUGGCCGUUGCAUCCAAUGUCGAAGUUACGGGUGGCCCAGGAAGAGUCAUCGCAACGGAGCAUGAGCCCGAGAAAGCCAAGAAGGCUCGAGAGCAUUGGAAUGCGUGCGGUAGCUCUGUCAGCGAAAUCAUCGAGCUGCGAGAGGGUGAUAUCAGAGAGACUUUGAAACACGACUUGGGAACGGUAGACAUGCUACUGUUGGAUAUCUGGGGCCCGAUGCUGCUUCCAGCCCUGAAAUUGGUCCAGCCGGCACUGAGACCGGGUGCUGUCAUCAUUACGGACAACACGAUUAGUGCUGCAGAACAUUGCAAAGAACUCCUUGACUACAUGCGUGCGCCUGGAAGUGAUUUUCGGAAUCUUACACUCCCGUUCAACAAUGGACUCGAGAUGAGCGUAUAUCAGCCGCAAGGGUAAUAGUGACGGUAUGGGAAGAAUAGAUUGUUGGGAAGGCAGCCAGCAGUGGUGUAUAGGAGGACAAGGCGCCGAUUGAGUCGUACUGACCUGGGUGGAACCGUGUAUGAAGCUGUCCUUCAAACAAGGCCUUCUUAGCGAAGAACUGCGAUCUCCAUUAGAAGGUGGCCAAAGACGAGUUGUAGUGUAGAAGCAC